Molecule: messenger RNA, 1030 nt
Organism: Cyprinodon variegatus (sheepshead minnow)
Lineage: Eukaryota; Metazoa; Chordata; Actinopteri; Cyprinodontiformes; Cyprinodontidae
Gene: fkbp14
Product: FK506 binding protein 14
Exons: 4
Coding region: 107-742 (211 amino acids)
Molecular function (GO): calcium ion binding; peptidyl-prolyl cis-trans isomerase activity
Source: RefSeq, a predicted model, not a curated record
GUUUGCCUGCCACGUAAGGUACUUCAUCAAGUAACAGUUUAAACUUUUUAAUUUGUACACGGUGCCAAGGUACUAGUUUCGAAAGCCUAAGGGAAAGUAUCUAAAUAUGAUGCUGUUUUUUCUUUUCUCUUUACUUUCAUCACUGUUUCUUUUUGUCACUGGAGGGAAACUCCCCGAACCCGACGUGAAAAUUGAAGUGAUGUACAAACCUUUCAUGUGUCAACGAAAAUCAAAGUAUGGAGACAUGCUUCUUGUUCAUUAUGAGGGAUUCUUGGAGAGCAAUGGCACCAUGUUCCAUUCCAGCCGCCAAUUUGGAGAUAAAAAUCCAGUGUGGUUCACGCUUGGGAUCCGAGAGGUGCUUAAAGGUUGGGACAAAGGUCUGCAGGACAUGUGUGCUGGGGAGCGCAGGAAGCUGACUGUCCCUCCAUCACUGGCAUAUGGCAAAGAAGGUCAAGGUAAGAUUCCUCCAAGCAGCACCCUGAUUUUUGACAUUGAGCUCAUGGAGAUCCGAAAUGGUCCCAGGUCCCACGAAUCAUUCCGGGACAUGGACCUCAACGAUGACUGGAAACUCUCCAGACAGGAGGUUAAACAGUACUUGAAGGCGGAGUUUGAGAAACACGGCUACUCACCUAAUGACACGCAUCAUGAAGUGAUGGUUGAUGACAUCUUCAAAAACGAGGAUGAGGACAAAGACGGUUUUAUAUCCGUCAGGGAAUUCACCUCCAUCCACGAUGAGCUCUGAAUGACUGAAGAUUUAGGAGUUGUUGUUGAAUUAAUAACAUUUCAAACUGUUACAGAAACUGUUGUUUAAAACAAACUGUAAUUCCUUUAUUUAUACAUGUGAACAUUUUGUUCAGCAGUUUAUUUUGUAGUGGUCAUUUAUUUUUGAGUUGACGUCGAAUUUUUGUCAACCUUUGUACAGUUUUUACUGUAUUUAUAUUUUUGCUGCACACACAGAUGUAAAUUUCAGUGUACAUCUUUUUUGUUUAAGCUGAAGAAUAUUUUUAUGAAAUAAACUACUUUGUUUAAA